CUUAUGUGCUGUGGGUUGCGUCGUUAUAAGAUAGAUAGAUAGAUAUAUAUAUACGCGGCUCCUAUUCUGAAGGUCACUACUUCAGCCGUGACCUCCCGAGGCUCAAGGAUGAGGACGAGGAAGAUCAAUGAAGACGUGUGGAGGAUAGUGCCCCCCUCCCUGCCUCCUUAUACUCUUUUUCCAUUUCACCCACUAACUUACAAAUUACUCCCUCCUACCUAUACCUACCAGGCACAUGCACAAUGUCCGUGCUUAAUCAAACCCUCGCGGUUAGACAGGUCCCCGUCGAGGCUUCCUUAUGGAGCCUGACGUAGAUGACAGUUUUCCCAACAAAGAUACAGGUCCCUUUCCCAGUAUGAUAGUUCUACUACCCCUCUCACCAAUACUGUCAGCAUUCUAUGCUGCUGAACUCCUUGAAAUCUUGGAAUGCAGAUCACAGGAAUACCAACAAGCACCUGGUUCAGAGGGCCAAGCUACACCGCCCCCAAACUUAUUUAUGUUCGUAGAUGAUGGAAAACUACAUGUUUGCUCACACUCCCUAGAGCUCAACACAGCAAUCCUCAAAGCCAUCUGGAUUGAAGUGAUUGUACCCUGGGGGAGGAAGGUGGGCCUAUCAUAUGACUUUGACAAACGCGAACUAAUGCACUAUACCCGACGAAAAUGUGACAACAACAUAUCGCCCUCCAUUACAUUCGAUGAUGAUGAUGGCCAAACCCGCAUCGUAGCACCGCAAGCAAUAGUUCGAUGCAGGUAGCGCCGGUAAAGCAGUAGGGUCACUGAUUAUGCUUGCGAACACAGUCAAAGGUCUGUCUCCAUACCACAUGCGCAUGAUGUACAAAAGUUGCGUGAUUCCAGUUAUGACAUAUGCAAGCGCCGCAUGGUGGACUGGAAAGAAAGCCCACGAAAGAAUGCUGGAGAAAGUUCAACACCAAGGACUACGACUAAUCUGUGCAGUAUUCCGCACUACUCCGAUCACUGCAAUGGAGAUUGAAGCAUCCAUCCCACCAAUUCGGGUAGAGCUCAACCGCCUAAACCGGAACUGUGCAUUGAGAUUCAACAAGCUAAGUACAUCCAACCCAAUCAUCCAACGCCUUGAUGACACCUGGAGAGCAGGUCACCCACCGUCACACCCCCCUGCAAUACAUUACAAAUUGAAUCGGAAGGGAAAGAAAGACACAAGACGCACAACGCAAUUACAGAAUAUAGC
Molecule: messenger RNA, 1207 nt
Organism: Lentinula edodes (shiitake mushroom)
Lineage: Eukaryota; Fungi; Basidiomycota; Agaricomycetes; Agaricales; Omphalotaceae
Exons: 2
Coding region: 299-754 (151 amino acids)
Source: RefSeq, a predicted model, not a curated record